Molecule: messenger RNA, 996 nt
Organism: Paramecium pentaurelia
Lineage: Eukaryota; Ciliophora; Oligohymenophorea; Peniculida; Parameciidae
Source: the annotation of a GenBank genome assembly
AUGGCAACAAUCGAUAUACAACCUUAGACUCAAUUCUUUGGUAACAAUUAUUGGAAAAAAUUGAGAUAAGUAAAGUUUGACAAGAAAGAAGAAGAAUCAAUCAUUGAAAAAGUUGUAAUAGGAAAAGAUAAAUGUGAUUAUAAUUAACAAUUUUAACAUUAGAAAAGUGUAGUUUGUGCUAAAUAUUGUAAAUCUAAAGAAAUUUUGGCAACAACUAGCUUAGAUAAAAUUGUGAGGAUUUUUUCAAUAGAUGGUUAAUUAAAGCAUCAAUUCGAGAAUCUAUUAGACUUUGAUAAGACUCUGUCUUUUAACUAAAAUGGAAAGUUUUUAGCUUCUGCAGGUGCAUAUGAUAAAAUAAUAAGAAUUUGGAAUAUUGAUAGUUAAUAACUAUAAUUCGAACUUAAAGGCCUCAAUAGCAAAAUUUAAAAAAUCAUUUACUUUAAUAAUAGGGAUGAUAGAUUAAUCUCAAUUACGUAAAAUAACCUAAUUUAGAUUUGGGACAUAGAAUCUCAAACUAUAUUAAAAACUUUGACAGGACAACAAAAUUUGAUAACAUCAAUUUAAAUAUCUAAUGACGAUUUUCGUUGUGUAACAGGUUCUUUAGAUGGUACUAUAAUUGAAUGGGAUUUACAGAAUUAUAAAUUAAUUAAAUAAUGGAAAGGACAUUAAAAGGGAUGUUUGGCAUUGAAAUAUGCAAAUGGAGGACAUACUCUAAUAAGUGGUGGUGCAGAUAAAAAAAUAAAAUUGUGGAAUAUGGAUAAAUAUAAACUAUUCAAAUAAUUUAAUGGUCAUAGUAAUUCUAUAUAUGCAAUUGAAGUUGAAAAGGAUACUGUAAUCAGUUGCUAAUUUAAUUAAACUUUAAUUUGGGAUAUGAAAACCUUAAAAAUAAAUCAAUAGAUACCAAGUACUUAAUUGGAUUAUUGUUUUGUUGAAAUUAUGAAAGAUUCAUUUGUAAUAGGAUAGAAUGGUAAUGGGAUCAAAGUUUGUAAUUUUUGA